Messenger RNA from Elgaria multicarinata webbii, 3250 nucleotides. RefSeq names its product GIT ArfGAP 1 (gene GIT1). The record is from RefSeq and is a predicted model, not a curated record. The coding region runs from base 50 to 2353 and encodes 767 amino acids. Gene Ontology annotation, biological process: brain development; regulation of G protein-coupled receptor signaling pathway; synaptic vesicle recycling. The transcript is spliced from 21 exons. Gene Ontology annotation, cellular component: synapse; postsynapse; cytosol. Lineage: Eukaryota; Metazoa; Chordata; Lepidosauria; Squamata; Anguidae. Gene Ontology annotation, molecular function: small GTPase binding; GTPase activator activity.
CGCGCGCGCCCCGGGCGCCCGAGCCAGGCUGGCCGCGUCGCCGCUCAGGAUGGCGCGGAAGGUGCCGCGGGCCGAGGUGUGCGCCGACUGCAGCGCCCCAGACCCUGGCUGGGCAUCUAUCAACCGUGGCGUUCUGGUCUGUGAUGAAUGUUGCAGCGUCCACCGCAGCUUGGGGCGCCAUAUAUCCAUUGUCAAACACCUUCGGCACAGUCCCUGGUAUGCCACCUUGUUGCAGAUGGUGCAUACCCUUGCAAGCAAUGGUGCCAAUUCUAUAUGGGAGCACUCCCUGCUCGAUCCGGCACAAGUGCAGAGCGGGAGGCGCAAGGCAAACCCCCAGGACAAAGUCCACCCCACCAAGUCCGAAUUCAUUCGUGCCAAAUACCAGAUGUUGGCCUUUGUUCACAAGCUUCCGUGCCGGGACGACGACGGCGUGACCGCCAAGGACCUCAGCAAGCAACUGCAUUCAAGCGUCCGGACAGGGAAUCUGGAAACCUGCCUGCGCCUCCUCUCCCUGGGGGCACAGGCCAACUUCUUCCACCCGGAGAAGGGGACCACGCCGCUGCACGUCGCUGCCAAAGCAGGGCAGACCCUCCAGGCCGAGCUGCUGGUGGUGUACGGAGCAGACCCCGGGGCCCCUGACGUGAACGGACGGACCCCCAUCGACUACGCCAGGCAGGCAUCCCAACAUGAACUGGCCGAGCGGUUGGUGGAGUGCCAGUACGAGCUGACGGACAGGCUGGCUUUCUACCUCUGUGGCCGGAAGCCAGACCACAAGAAUGGGCAUUACAUCAUCCCGCAGAUGGCUGACAGCUUGGACCUCUCUGAGCUAGCAAAGGCAGCCAAGAAGAAAUUGCAGGCGCUCAGCAACCGUCUCUUUGAGGAGCUAGCCAUGGAUGUGUACGACGAGGUGGACCGCCGCGAAAACGAUGCAGUCUGGCUCACAACACAGAACCACAGCACUUUGGUGACGGAGCGCAGCGCAGUUCCCUUUCUUCCGGUAAACCCCGAAUACUCAGCAACACGCAAUCAGGGGCGCCAGAAACUCGCUCGCUUUAACGCCCGGGAAUUCGCCACUCUCAUCAUCGAUAUCUUAAGCGAGGCAAAGCGCCGGCAGCAGGGCAAAGGCCUCACCAGCCCCACAGAGGCUCUGGACUCCUCUCUCCACGGCCCGAGUGACCUCGACGACCAGCACGACUACGACAGCGUUGCCUCGGACGAGGACACGGACCAGGAGCCGCUGCGCAGCGCCAACGCCGGUCGCAACAACCGUGCCCGGAGCAUGGACUCUUCGGACCUCUCGGAUGGGCCCAUCACACUGCAGGAGUACUUGGAGGUGAAGAAGGCGCUGGCCGCCUCGGAAGCGAAAGUGCAGCAGCUGAUGAAGGUGAACAACAGCUUGAGCGAUGAGCUGCGGCGGCUGCAGAGAGAGAUCCACAAGCUGCAGUCGGAGAACAUGCAGAUCCGCCAGCAGGCGGGGCCUGCCCACCCCAUGGCCCCGCCCCCGAGCGAGCGCCCCGAGCACAGCCACGGUGCCUCCACGGCCGCCGGAUCCCACCGGCGCGACCGCCACGCCUUUUCCAUGUACGAGCCGGGCGCCAGCGGACUCAAGCCCUUCGGGCAGCAGCCAGUGGACGACCUGGUCAGCCGCCUGCAGCCGCUGCACCCCGGGGACAUGGAUGAUGAUUCCCUCUAUUCCAUUCACAAUCAAGCCAGCUCCUACCGAAUCCGGAAGGGCGGCUCUGUCUCGUCGAUGCCUUUCCCACCGUCUUCUCCGCUUGUGUCGUGCCCACCGGAGAGCGGACGUCACAUGACUGGAAAACUCGACCGACAUGGCAGCGGCACCGACAGCGAUUAUGACAACACGCAGGGAGGGGAUUUGCCACUUAGCAGCAUGGAUGGGAAACGCUUCCUGGACCUAGCCAAGGAUGACGAUUCGCACCCGGAACCUGAACCACUGGAAGGGGACCUCGAUCCAGGGCUGCCCAGCACCGAGGAUGUUAUCCUCAAGACGGAGCAGGUUACCAAGAACAUCCAGGAACUCCUCCGGGCCGCCCAAGAGUUCAAGCACGACAGCAGCUUCGUCCCCUGUUCGGAGAAGAUCCACGCCGCCGUCACGGAAAUGGCGUCGCUUUUCCCCAAGAAGCCCGCCUUGGAGACGGUCCGUAGCUCCUUGCGACUGCUGAAUGCCAGUGCCUACCGGCUGCAGAGCGAAUGCCGCAAGACCGUCCCCCCCGAACCCGGCGCCCCAGUGGACUACCAACUCCUGACGCAGCAGGUCAUCCAGUGUGCCUACGACAUCGCCAAGGCCGCCAAACAGCUGGUCACCAUCACCACCCGGGAGAAGAAGCAGUGAGACGAGGGGACACCCCCUCCUCCUCCCCCCCCCCACCAUGCCACACCGCUGCCCUACCCCCACCCCCGCUCCAGCCGUCAGAUCCUGCAGCUGCCUGGAAGUGUCCUUUGCCUGCACCGCCUGUUGCACCUCGUGACUAUAGACCAAUGGGGCAGGAUCAGGGCGGGCGCUGCGGGAGGUGGGGCGCGGUGUGGGGCGCCCUGUGCAGUGAGGACAAACUUUGGUCAUGUAAAUACUCCGUCUCUCUCUACCCUGACGGGGACCCUCCCUGCCCCCUAACUCCUCUCGCCUCCCCAUAUAUCGUGCGUGGAACUGUAUGUAUGUGUAACCCCGCCUCCUGCGUGUAUAUAUAUGUAUAUGUAUAUGUAUAUAUAUAUACAUAUAUAUCACGAAAUGUAUUUAUCUCACAAACGACCCUUCUCCCCAAUAGUGUUAACACUGGAAUAGCAAUUAUCUCAGACGGCUGUCCCCGAGGUGGGGACCACCAGAUGUGUUGGGACUACAAUGCCCAGCAUGUUGGGCUUUGUAGUCCUAACACAUCCGGUGGGCCCCAACUCAGGGGGAAGCAGGUCGAGAUGUUGCAGAGGUUGGCAUUGUGCCCCUGCCUGCCUUUUGCUGUACCACUUCUACCCGUCCUGCUACGUGAUCCCCUUCUUUGCUCUCUACAGGGCGGGCAUUGCCCCAUAGCAGGGACCGGCAGCCGGCCUUCAGCUGUGGCUGCUACUAGGAGCCCCCCACAAAACCCCCCUAAAAUUAGCUACAACAUCGAGGCCAGUGAUGGAGUCUGGUGGGGACGGGGUGGGGGGGGCACCAUUGCCGGAGGGGUUCCGGACGUCUGGGCACAGUGCUGGAAUCUUGUUUGUUCUGUAAAUUUGUAACAAUUAAAGAUGUGAGCAA